UGAUUAUAAAACUGAAUAUUCAACAAAGGAAAAAUUAAACUUGAGCUUUCAUAGCAGUCUUUUACAUAUCAUAGGACUAAACGAAACAAUAUUUAACAUAAAAGAAAUGAUUAUGCUUUCAUAGCAGUCUUUUACAUAUCACUGUAGAUAUCAUCAGAGAUAACUAAUAUUUCAAAUAAGUACUAUUUGUCAAUGCUUUGCAAAAACCAAAAUGCGGCUUAGUCGCACAGGUGAAAGUCUAUUACGUUUUCGACUUAAUAUGUUAGCAGCCGCUGAGUACACCCGUUCAAAAUACACCCAGAAGAUGCCAUUAACGUCAAAAAUUGCAUUGCAAUUUUGUAUAAAUUAGGAUAGGUACUUUUCAUACCGUCCCAAAAACACGCAGGAUUGCUUUCAAAUGAGGCAGGCAUUGCUGUGUUUGCUGCUUACAAAUUUGAAAUUAAUUGAUCGAUGUUUUGCAAAACAUCGAUACAUCACUCAACAUCGGUAGCAGCAAAAACAUCGGAAAACAUCAGUAAACAUCGGCAGAAAAACAUCGAUGCUCGAUGCAUCGAUGUUUUUUUACAUCACUACGCUCCGGCGCCAGUUAUGCAGCAGGCCAAAUGCAAACGCUCCCGUUCGCCCACUGAGGAUACUUUGAACAAUAAUAAAACUCAGAAGGUUCUAGUCACACAGAAAAUAAGCGACGCUUCUGAUCCGGAAAAAUGAAGCAAGUACAUGAAAAAACUAAAAAGCUGUUGUUUGCCGGUGCCGUUGCUGCAGCUGCCAACAUGGCAGAGUGGAAGAACUCAAUAAACUCAGACUACGUCCAAAUGAGCGAGAAAUUUGUUAGAUCUUCAUCCGUGGCAUCUUCUCUGGCCCAGGAUAAGCUAAACGCACUAGGAGCCAAACUCACAGCGUUCCUGAUUGAUCCAAACAACAUCAUUAAAGGGGAUUCUUUAGCGAAUAAGUUUAUUAAGGAAAUUAGAGAAUUUGUCAAUGCUUCCAACGCAGAACUAGAUAGGCGUCAGAUUGCCCAAGGGAUGGCAGUUGGUUCUCAAAACAUCCAACAAUGAAGAUUCUUCAGCUAAAUAUUCAAAGUCUGACACACAACAACAACAAACAGCUCCUCUCAAUGUUCCUAGACAAGAACGCAAUAGAUAUUGCCAUCCUCUCAGAGAUUUGGGUGUUGAACAACGCGGACUGCAGCAUUUUAGACUAUAACUUUUUCUGCAGGCCCAGAGAGGACGGCUACGGCGGGGUUGGCAUCUACGUCAGGAAAAACAUUCAAUUCAGCAUUUUAAAAAUAGAGAACGACUUGGAAAUUUUAGGAAUAAAAACAUUAAACCUCAAGAGCAAUUUCAAUAUUUUAAGCAUAUAUGCACCGCCAUCAACAACAGUUUCACAGUUUAAAUCGGGCACAAAAAAGUUUUUCGAAUGCGCGGCUUCGCUUGACAUAUCCUCAAUAGUGGGCGGGGACUUCAACGCUAGGUCUUCUAUCUGGGGAAGUCCGAUCUGUGAUCGCAAGGGUCGCAGCAUUGAGAAUUCCACCCGGGAGGCCGGAUUUAUCUGCCUAAACGACGAAAUGGAACUAUUAACUGGCAAGUCCUCAAAACAAAAAUUACGAACAGCAACCACUUCCCAAUUGUAUUAUUAGUGCAAGGCCUAAAUGCCCCCCUCCAAGGCAAGAAGAUCCUUCACAACAGAAUAGCCCGGAUUCUGGGUGCAAGUGAUUUCUCAAAUCUGGAGGAGCUCAAUGAAAAAGUGAAAUCCCUGACCUUAAAAAACACGGUCACAUUCCCAAGCAAGAACAAGUACGUUGCUAAGAAAUGGUGGAACGAGGAAACGGAAAAACUUUUUCGCGUGAGAAACGCUUGCAGGCAAAAAUUCUACCUCACCAAAAAAUUGGCUGAUGCCAGAGCAACCUUAGAA
Drosophila miranda is the source of this 1911-nucleotide messenger RNA. RefSeq lists its product as uncharacterized. Bases 705 to 1055 code for a protein of 116 amino acids. Lineage: Eukaryota; Metazoa; Arthropoda; Insecta; Diptera; Drosophilidae. The transcript is spliced from 2 exons. The record is from RefSeq and is a predicted model, not a curated record.